Molecule: messenger RNA, 1764 nt
Organism: Trichoderma breve
Lineage: Eukaryota; Fungi; Ascomycota; Sordariomycetes; Hypocreales; Hypocreaceae
Product: HMG (high mobility group) box domain-containing protein
Exons: 2
Coding region: 1-1764 (587 amino acids)
Biological process (GO): anatomical structure morphogenesis; cell differentiation; regulation of DNA-templated transcription
Molecular function (GO): DNA-binding transcription factor activity, RNA polymerase II-specific; RNA polymerase II cis-regulatory region sequence-specific DNA binding
Source: RefSeq, a predicted model, not a curated record
AUGGCUACGUUCCAUGAUCGCGACUAUCUUGACGGGAUGGCCAAAAGCAGCAAGCCCCAACCAGUGUUUGAGGGCUCACAGAACUCUUCAAGCCCUACAGGACGACAUUUACGUGCUGCUCCAGCCCGACCACCCUGGGAACACAGAGAUCAGCCUGAUUCAUCCUCAUUCCACUAUCACAGCCAUCCUACCGACCACACCAGUAGAUCUCGGGAAGAGAUUAGAAGUCGACAGGCCUCUAAUCUCCCUCCACAGUGUACGGAUAUAGCUUCGUCUCGUUAUCCCCAAGAAUCUGAAUACGCAGUCGAGUGGAAACGGGUUGAAACGCCGCUGGCCUCGCCUUUCCAGAACGGAAGCCAUCUUGAUGAUAGAGCCUACAGGGGAAUACCCCCUGCAUUUUCGAGAGACUCGCAAUGCUCUCCAACCUUUGCAGGACGGCGUAUGGAUACGGCCACGGCACAUCCUCAUAAGAGUGCAGAUUUGAUGUGGAGGGGAAGCUCUGACGAGAUGGCUAGAGACUCGCACAACUCUUCAAGCCCUACUGGACUGCAUAGGGAUAUGCGUCAAACUCGAUCUCGCAUGAAUGAUUUUGAUGACAUUACCCGCAGAGGCAGCUCCGACACAGUGGCCAGAGGGUUGCAGAAUUGCUCAAGCCCUGUCAGCCGGAGACUGACUAUAUCUCAUGGCACAUUCAGCACCAACCACGAAGAUCGGAAGUUUAGCAUCUCAUCCUCACUGCAAACUGACGGUAGCGAAGACUUUGAUUGCAAAUGCCCCAAGGAGCCACCUAGGCCCCGAAAUAGUUUUAUGUUGUAUAGGCAGUACCACCAAAGCGCAGUGGCGAAGGACAAUAAGGGUUCAUCCAAUCCUGAGAUAUCCAAAAUUAUCGGAACCAUGUGGAAACGCUUGGGAGAAGAGGAGCGUAGAGUCUGGACGGAACUGGCGGACGAGGAGAAGAAAAUGCAUGGGCUCAAAUAUCCCGGCUAUCGAUAUAAGCCAAAUCGCAGACCAAAGUCUCAGGGAAAGCAAAGCUAUCGGUGUUCCAAGUGUGGUGGUCGGCAGAAUAAGGCGACACGAUCUGCGGAGUCACCAGGAUCACCACGGUCUCCAGAAUCCGUUGGAUCUUCACAGUCUUCGCCGUCCUCCAGAACACCGAAGGCACCACGGGGGCCUCGGGGCCCACAGGGGUAUCAGGGGCCACGAACACCACGAACUCCAAGAACCUUACCGACUCCAAUCACCCCUUUCGCAGCCUCGGCUGAAAACUCGUUCGCAACCCCUCUGUCAUUAGGGGGCCAUAGGAAUUUAGAGCCACAUUCCUGGCCGCCUCCCAAUGCCCCAAACACUUUCCCUCGUCGCCAGAGUGGCAUUACUCCAUCUCUUCAGAGAAUAAUCGAGCAAAGGGAACCUCGAAGUCCCAGAGACUACGGCUCAGCAUCACCGGACAGAAGACGACGUCGAACAAACGACGCCGGAGACUAUUGUGCAAUCGGCCCCGAUUUUGAUAAUGGAAGACGCCCAGAACUGGCGUUCCAUGAGAGAUUGGCGACGUCUGCUGUGCCCGAGCCUGCGUCUUUCCCUAGAUCACAAAGCCUUUCCACUCUACCACCACCUCCUUGGCAGCAGGGUACAGAUACGCGGCAGAGUUCAGGGUUUGGCGAUCCUCCUCCUCUUCCUACUCUUGAGCCGCCGCUGCCACAAACUCCAUCGUGGCCAUCCCUUGGGAACUACAGUAUACAUAGGCGUCUUGAGGAAAAGUCAUAG